This is a messenger RNA of Coniophora puteana RWD-64-598 SS2, 1134 nucleotides long. RefSeq lists its product as uncharacterized. The record is from RefSeq and is a predicted model, not a curated record. The coding region runs from base 1 to 1134 and encodes 377 amino acids. NCBI's taxonomy places the organism in Eukaryota, Fungi, Basidiomycota, Agaricomycetes, Boletales, Coniophoraceae. The transcript is spliced from 2 exons.
AUGCUCGGUAGAGGGCUGCCAGACUAUGCAAAGCUGUCGGGAGUGCCAUUGCCCAAACCUCUGCCCAACUUCGACUACACCAAGGCCAAGCCUCGCCCAUACCGCCCCUUCCGAUGGGAGUACCACCAGACCAUGUCGCUGAAGAGCCUCGACCCUGACUUCUGGCUCGAGAUCGAGUCAACCUACCGCGAGCGCAUGACCCAGCGCAUCCAACUGUUUGCUAAGCAUGGCCGCCGUAUUGUCGACUACAUGCCCGGCAGCGAGGACGCCUGCAAGGAGCUGAUGGAGAUGGCCAUCCAGUUUCUCUGCGCGCGCUACCCGCGGCAAUUCCGCUACGACGCGUGGACGGGUGUGUUCUACAACGACAUCCUGAGCUCUCAGUCGGACACGCGGAAGCUUCACCCGCUGGUUGUCCUACUGCAGAACGUCCCGGAGGAUUUUCUCAUCACGCUGGAGGACAAGGAAACUGGACUGUAUGUCAUGAGGGCUGGUGUCAGCUGCUCGGCUGUCGGUUGGAACAUGUCGGAGAAGAUUGGCAGACCAUUGCACCAGAUCCACGGGCCUGUUCCGGACUACAAAGAAAAGAUGGCCUUCUCGAUGGACAGGUAUGCACGCACCUUUUCAUAUUUCACACAAACCCUCCAGUUGACCCCAUGUGACAGAUACUUCUCGAAGAUGCCAAACAGUAAACCAAUCCAGCGAGGCUCCUGGGGCUUCGAAGUCGGAGAGCCGCUCUUCCUUCAGACAGACGAGCCUGAAUGGGGAGUACGCCAAAAACAGGACCCUGACGUUGCUAUAUCAGACUUGUACAUGCGUGUCGACUGGCAGACCCUCCGCCGGCUGCCUCGAUCCCGAGCGAUCGUCUUCAACUUCAAGGCCCUGUUCACGCCCUUAACCGACUUUAGAGAUGAGCCGUACAUCCCGAAGCUGGUGCUGAAGGUUCUCAAGGAGGGAAAGAAGUCAAUCAUGGAGUACAAAGGUACAUGGCAUGUCGAGCACAAAGUAAUACCUGCCCUGGAACAGUGGUCCAAAGAGCAGGAAGACAAGGGCAUGGUUCCGAAGGACUGGAAGGUGAGAACUUUAGACGAAGAUCCGUUCUAUCCAGGUUGGCAAGAAAGAUGGAAUCAGGCAUAA